Messenger RNA from Musa acuminata subsp. malaccensis (wild Malaysian banana), 869 nucleotides. Its product is annotated as mavicyanin-like. NCBI's taxonomy places the organism in Eukaryota, Viridiplantae, Streptophyta, Magnoliopsida, Zingiberales, Musaceae. Gene Ontology annotation, cellular component: plasma membrane. The record is from RefSeq and is a predicted model, not a curated record. Gene Ontology annotation, molecular function: electron transfer activity.
UGGUGCAGCACUUCCUGGUAGACUUGACUCUUCCAAUUAAAUCCCUUAUCCAACUACCUAAAGCGGCACCCCACACCAAAUUCAAUCCACAGAACCUGCGCGUCUUCUUCCUCUUUCAUCAACACAAGUCAUGCCUUCCCUCCUCUUCCUGCGCGACGCCAUCUUUGCCCUCAUCCUACUGCCUCUCAUGGCGCUUCACCACGUCGCGGCCACGGACUACACGGUCGGCGACGACGACGGGUGGAACACCGGCACCAACUACCUCACCUGGUCCGAGAAGUACAACUUCACCGUCGGCGACGUUCUCGUUUUCAGGUACCUGGCGGGGCAGCACGACGUGUAUCAGGUGACGGAGGAGACGUACAGGUCGUGCAACUCCAGCUCCGGCGUGCUAAGGAGGUACGCGAGCGGCGCCGACCGCGUCGCCCUCGAGGAGGCGACGACGUACUGGUUCAUAUGCAACACCAGCGGGCACUGCCUGGGCGGGAUGAAGUUCGGCAUCAGCGUGGCGAAUUCGAGCUCCCAAGGGGGCGUCGAGGCGCAGACGCCGGCGCAGGGCGGUGCGGCCCCCCGAGGAGCGCCGGUGUGGCUUUUGGGUUUGACCAUGGGUUUGUGGGGCUCGCUGUAUUAUUGAAUGAUGAACGACGCAUCACUGGGUGGGCUGGUGAUCGAUGUAUCCCACAACAUUGAUUGAUUGGCUCCGUCUUCGUCUCCAUUUCUCAAUCCUUCGGAGGAUUUGAAGUCAGAUUUGUAAAAGCCUGCCAUUCUGAGACAAAGAAAAAGAUACUUUAUAGCUGUCAAUAUUUGGUCAACUAUUCAUCGAAACAAAAGGUCAAUGAGAGAAAGAAUAAUGACUGUUAGCAGUCCUU